GCCAGGACUGCCCUUGCCAUGUGGCUGAUCACACUGCUCACCCUCUGCUGUCUCACUGCAGGCUCCUGCAGGGAAGCCCCAGAUUUCUGUUCCCAGGACCUUAACUUGAGUAUUCAGCCAGGAUCUCCCAUACCAAUAGAAACCAACAACCCCAGAGUCCUCAAAGCAGCCAGGUACAGCGUGGAACGGUUCAACAACUGUACCAAUGACAUCUUCCUGUAUAAGGAGGCCCACAUCAGCAGAGCCAUGGUGCAGGUGGUGAAUGGCCUUAAGUUCAUGCUAGAGAUGCAGAUCAGGAGGACCACAUGCAGGAAGACUGCGCACCCAUCUCUGGACCAUUGUGACUUCCAAACGAGCCCUGCUCUGCAGCAGACUCUGUGGUGCUACUCUGUGGUCUGGGUCAUCCCUUGGCUCCAGUGGGUCCAGGUGCCUGUGCUCCGUUGCACUGACUUCCGCCUGUGGAUACAGCAUGUGCUGUGGACACCUGUAUCCCCAGUCCCGAGGUCAUGGCCCCAGCUGCCAGACAGAAGCACAGUGGAUCCUAAUAGAGGCCUGAGGCAGCACAAUGACAGCUCGACAGUCCAGCUGUCCUGAUGUCCUCUAAGAUCAGUUUCACUGCUGCAGUGGCCCUGGAUUUGGUUCUGGGAUGGGUGGUACUGGGGGACCCCACUCUGGCCAAAAGCCCAAAUCCAUCUGCUGGUCUCAGCCACUAGGAUCACAGCUCCAGUGAAAGACCAGGCAUGCUUCGGAUCUUGACCUUUCCUAGGCAAAUUCAGGAAUGAAAACAGAGCUGAUGACUCAAAACAA
Heterocephalus glaber (naked mole-rat) is the source of this 807-nucleotide messenger RNA. RefSeq names its product cystatin F (gene Cst7). NCBI's taxonomy places the organism in Eukaryota, Metazoa, Chordata, Mammalia, Rodentia, Bathyergidae. The record is from RefSeq and is a predicted model, not a curated record. Gene Ontology annotation, biological process: positive regulation of myelination; immune response; negative regulation of microglial cell activation. Gene Ontology annotation, molecular function: cysteine-type endopeptidase inhibitor activity. Gene Ontology annotation, cellular component: Golgi apparatus; endoplasmic reticulum; lysosome.